This is a messenger RNA of Striga asiatica, 2032 nucleotides long. The record is from the annotation of a GenBank genome assembly. Lineage: Eukaryota; Viridiplantae; Streptophyta; Magnoliopsida; Lamiales; Orobanchaceae.
CGUCAUCAAACUGAACAGAUGUCAAAACCGAAGCUAGCGUGGCAAGCAGAGCAUAGCCCCCCGAGUACACGUGUCACUUCGUGCACAACACUCCUUAAAGUUGUUCAGACAAGAAAUCGAAGCACUCAGAGAAUGAAGGUUCACGAGACGAGAUCCCAUGCACAAGCCCCUGGCAAGGAAGAAAAAAUGGUGACAAGAAAGCAAAAGGCAGAGUCAGAAGCCGGGCAAUCUCCCAAGAAGGCUAAGACGGAAGACGAAGGGCAAGACGGUCAACCGAGCAAAAAGUCUAUUGAAGAGAUCAAAGCCGAGUUUGAGAAGUUCUGUAAGGCCACAAGCGAACACCUCUCGAUUCAGCAGAUGCGCGAGAUUCUCGAAGCCAACGGUCAAGAUUCGAGCGGGUCAGAUGAUGCUGUCGUGCCUCUAUGUGAGUGGUCGAGCUGUAUUUACAAGACGCGGGACCCGCCAAGGAUUGACGAGCCAAUCAAGUUGCCAAAUACCAUCAAAGAUUCUGCUGUUAUCGAUGUAAUGCAUGGCGCUUUGGCCCUCAGGCAGCUUGGAGCUGCAGCUGCUCACUGUAAGCUUGUUCCUAAGGUGGCGAAUUUCAUGAAAGUUUUGUGCAGCCAAGAAAUUUAUAGGUAUGCGUUGAUGGAAAUGGGGUUGGAUUUUCCCGACCUUCCGUUGGGUGAAGAGGUUCUCCUGGAAUUCGUUAAGAAGCUGACGGAGACAAAUGAGACGGGGCUGAAGGAGGCGGCUUUGUGGUCCGAUUUCAGCCAGCGUGUUUUUACGCUUAUGCCCUCGACCAGACCUUAUGUGUUCCGCGAUUUUAGCGAUAUAGCUGACCAUGGUGUGGCUGCAUUUGAGACUGUUCGUGAUAUAAAUGUGGCUUCGCGUUUGAUUGGUGACAUGUCGGGUGCUACUUUAGAUGACCCAUUGUCUGAUAGGUACAAGAAUUUGGGGUGCACUAUUAAUCCUGUAGACAAAGAAGCAGACGAUUACAAGAUGAUAGCCAAAUACUUGGAGAAAACAUACGAGCCUGUCAAAGUUGGAGAAAUCAGUUAUGGGGUGAUGAUUGAUGAUGUAUUUGCUGUGGAAGUAAGUGCGGGCCCAUCUCUCGAAGAGAUCAAGAAGCUGCCAAACAAAGUGCUGCUUUGGUGUGGCACUCGGACUUCGAAUCUUUUGCGGCAUCUGAAAAAGGGGUUCUUGCCUGCUACAUGUUUUCUCCCAGUACCUGGUUACAUGUUCGGGAAGGCCAUAGUUUGCUCAGAUGCAGCUGCUGAGGCUGCUAAGUAUGGUUUUACGGCCAUUGAUCGUCCGGAAGGUUUUAUGAUCUUGGCUGUUGCAUCCCUUGGUGAAAACAUUACUCAACUCACAAGCCCUCCUGAGGAUGCUAGUUCACUGGAAGAGAAGAAAAUGGGUGUGAUUGGUCUCGGAAGGAAGAAAACGGACGAGUCUGAGCAUUUUAAUUGGAAAGGUGAUAUAAAGGUGCCCUGUGGAAAACUCAUCCCCUCAGAGCAUAAAGAUAGUCCUCUGGAGUACAAUGAGUAUGCAGUUUAUGACCCAAAGCAGGUGAGUAUAAGGUUCCUGGUGGCAGUGAAGUUUGAGGAGAAGGAUGUGGUGUACGACACUGCUGAGUAGGUGAAGAAAAGGCAGAGUCGAAUUGCCUUAAGCUUUGCUUGGGUGGAAAAAGGCAUGACAUAAGAUGAAGCUUGUUUUUGAUGAUUUGCGUACAAAGAAUGGUGUUGGUAGGGUUUUUUUCUGUUUUGUUGUGAAUAGCUGCGUAUUUUGGUAUGAUUCGAUGUGUGGAUAUAUGUAUGAUGACAUGUUUUUGGCUGCUGUGAAUACCUUGUCAUCAGAAAACCAAACAAUGGUCAACUAUGGGUCAUGUAAUGUUUUUAAGUAGGUGACUCUACAUUUUCACGCUUGGGUUAAUGUUCGUCUUGCUAUCUUUCUCUGCUGAUAUAUUCGCUUGUUAAUAAGAUGAAACGUCCUUUCGUCUUCUCAGCAUAUACAUUUUUAAGCAAGAUCUGAAAAU